GUGGCCAUUGGCCAGAGCGGCGUGUGAAUGAGCUACGCGAGGAGGCCCAGCAAAAGCUCGGGGUCAAGAUUCGAGAGCUGAUCACCAACACCGGCAAGCCUUUGCAAAACCGGGCGACGCUGGCAGAAGCCGGAAUCAACAUCGGGGACUUUGUAACCGCCCUUGCUAUGGUGCCCGAAGAUCCUGCAAAGCCUCCAGAGACAGCCACUUCUUCAGCUCCAGCUGAGGCUUCGGCACCUGGACCAAAAGAACUCACCAGUCUUGAUGAACCUCCACCUUCAGAUGAUCGAAGCUGUGAGGAGGCAGCUCGACGAUCAGCCCCAGAUCCUGCCGAAUCUCCACCUACCAAGGUGGCGGAUGCUGCAGACAGCGGCAGCAGCGGGCUGAAUUUUGGUACGCCAGAGGUUGUUGAGGGAGUCUUGAUGGUGACGCCCGCAUCGGUUCUGUCGAAAUACACGCCCACACUUGAGCUCAUGGACAUGGUGAAGUUCAAGCUUCCAAAGGGAAUUGCUGUAGCAAGUCCAGUCCUCAAUCUCAAGCCAGAGGGCGUGACCUUCGAAAAGCCGGUGCGCUUGCUGGUGCCCACUCAUGUCGGCGCCAAUGCGGCCUGGAGGUCGAGGUCGGAUGGAAGCUGGGAACAAGUCCCCGCGCAGUUUCGAGAGGGAUACAUGGAGCUCUACUUGAGCCAUUUCUGCCAGGUGUUUUCCAGCCGACCAGCUUCGGACUUUUCUAUCAAAGCAGUCGCUUUCUUGAACCCAGGUUCAUCGCAAGAGGCUCCACAGAGCAAGGUGGCUUUUCUGGAAGCUGACUGCCCAACCUGUGAACAGGAGCUCCAUCACCAGGUUGCUGGUCUCGUGAGAUCGGGGGAGGAAGCAGUUGAUCUCUUUGGUCCUGGAGAGAUCAACAUCCUGCAUGGAGAAGUGGCUCAGAUUUUCCACAUGGAUUUUGGCAGUAGAGUUCAGAUCUCCCAGGCAUUCCAGGUUCCGUUUGACACUCUGACCACUCAUCAGCUACAUGUGGACAUGAGAGUCAUCGAACCAGAUACAGGAAGAACUCAUUUUCGGCAUUACACCUUUGAAUUUCCACAUGGGUCGACUUCGUCCUUUCCAGAGAAUGUGCUGCUUACCCAACAUGUGCCCAUCCUGCAGAAUCAGACUGCAGUGUCGCUUUAUCCACCGUUGCCACCACCUCCAGACAUGCCUGUGCCUCCAGACCGGCCAAACCCACCGAGAAUUUCACCAGACCCACCACCAGUGCCUCCACACCAGGCACCAGACCCACCACCAGUGGCUCCACACCAGGCACCAGACCCACCACCAGUGCCUCCAGUGGCUCCAGACCCAGAGAUCCCCCGUCCGCCAGCACCACCGCAACCACGGCGGCACUUGAUGCUGUCGGGAAGGUUCAACACGCCAGAAAGGUUCGAAUACAUUCGCAGAGUCCAAGAAGCGCUCGAGAACAGAGGGGUCGAAACCUUCCUGGUCAAUGUUGGCGGCGGGCAGAGAUUCAAUUUCCCCACCAUGGAAGGCUUGGUCAACAUGAGGAAGAUGGCCGCCUUUUGUGAAUGGGACUACGGUGCAUUCACGGGUGCCGCAUACGAGACGUUUCACGAACUAUCGUAUGCGUGGGAAGAACAGAUUCCCAUCAUCCCAGUGAAAUAUUGCCAGACUUGGCCGCCCAUGCCUCCUGACAGGGCCGGACAAAUUCAGAACGCCUAUAUCUUCCGGAGAAGCCUUGUGUACAUCGAUGCGGUUGCAAAGUCCAUCGACGAAAUCGCCGACGCAAUCACCGAAGCGUGGAGCCUUUGAUUCCACCAUGGCCUGUCUCUACAUUAAUUGUUGUUUACUGGU
Messenger RNA from Durusdinium trenchii, 1850 nucleotides. The record is from the annotation of a GenBank genome assembly. Lineage: Eukaryota; Dinophyceae; Suessiales; Symbiodiniaceae.